Molecule: messenger RNA, 2656 nt
Organism: Sceloporus undulatus (fence lizard)
Lineage: Eukaryota; Metazoa; Chordata; Lepidosauria; Squamata; Phrynosomatidae
Gene: C4H1orf21
Product: chromosome 4 C1orf21 homolog
Exons: 6
Coding region: 339-704 (121 amino acids)
Source: RefSeq, a predicted model, not a curated record
CCCUUCCCUUCAUAGCCAGGGAGGCCGGCCCUUCUCCGCCUAGGCCUCUCCUGCUCCUCCUCCUGCUGCCGCCAAGGGGCUUCUCUGCCGGGCAGCACUCCGUGGCUCAGGCCCUCCUCCUCCCUGCCUUUGCCCCUUGGACUAGAGAAGGAAGGAAGGAAAGGAGGCCUCCCCCAGGCCUCUCCCUCCCAGCGGGGCCCUUGAGGCUAGAAGAAAAGUGUCUGGACCACAGAGUUGGAAGUUGGAUUAUUUCUUUUAAGAAAGGGAAAAAGACCAUGCGUGCAUGUCUGUAGAAAUGGUUUGCGGCUCAGUCAAGCUGGAGCUGACUAAAUGAAAGUAUGGGCUGUGCGUCAGCCAAGCAUGUUUCUGCUGUACAAAAUGAAGAGGAAGCUCAGAAGGGGAAAAACUACCAGAAUGGAGAUGUAUUUGGUGAUGAGUAUAGAAUCAAACCUGUGGAGGAAGUCAAAUACAUGAAAAACGGAGGAGAGGAUGAUCAGAAAAUCGCUGCCAGAAACCAGGAAAACUUGGAAAAAAGUGCCAGUUCUCAUGUAAGACUUAAGACUAAUAAAGAGCUUCCAGGAUUAGUACAUCAACCUAGAGCAAACAUGCACAUCUCUGAAAGCCAACAAGAAUUCUUCAGAAUGCUGGAUGAGAAAAUUGAAAAGGGCCGCGAUUACUGUUCAGAAGAGGAGGACAUCACAUAGUGCCAAUUCUGCUGAUCGAACAGGAAUACUACUGUGUAAAUAGAUUAUGGUCCAGUCAAGAUCUUUUUUUGGAAGUCUUCUCAAGUGAACAACACUACAUAACAAAAGAUCAUUUCCACAUUGUAUGCUCCAUUCAGUUACAGUGUUUCUCAAUGACCAUACAAUGAACAUGGCUACAGGAAAGAAGAACUGCUUGUGUGGAACUGCCUUUGCUGCUGCUGCUGGUUGAAAUUUGUUGCGGAUUGUCACUUACCUUGUCCAGGAACACAGCAAGUCUUUGACAUACAAUCUGAAUGACACUGUAGAUUUCACUGGGGCUGCUGGCCGGUUUUCUCUCGGCUGAGCUAGUGUUGUACAGUAUCUUCCAUAACUGAGCCUUCCAGUUCGUCAGACCAGCCAUGGAUGGGGCUGUGGCGUUCCUGUUAAUACUGACAAUGUAGAGCUUUGGAAAUGGGAUGCUUUGCCAUGACAGACCUCGUUUCUCUGCUAGGAAGAAGUUGUCAAUUUAAAAGCAUGUUGUCACAGAAAUACUGGCUAUGGUGAUGCAGGAGCAGAAAGCUGUAUUUUUUAAAAACACACACAAUUUCUUUUACUAGGUAUUUCAAUCGAGGAAUAAGCUUUCAGUAUUGGCUUUGCUGACCGCAGAUGGAAGUUGUGAUCGCAAUCAGUUUGAAUCCCUCUUUUUUUUUUUCUAAGGAAAUAAACAUUUUACUGUUUUUAGGUAUUCUUGUCUUAUACCCAUUCAUACAGUCCAACAUGUUAAGCAUAACUGGGGAAAAGGGAGAAGGGGACAAAGUACCCCGUGGAACUAUAAUGGGAGAGGAUGUUAUUUUAAAGCGCCUGUGUGCCAAUUUGGGAUGUCUUGUAGAGUUUAUUUUUCCAUAAUAUAAAAAAAGAUGAUGCUCUCUCUUCUCAAAGGCAGAUGUAAUAUUUUUAACAAAUAUUGUCACGAGUAAAAAUAAUCCUAAGGUUUUAAAAAAAAAAACACUUUUGCAUUUAUUUUUUAAAACACCUUUUGCUGACAAGAUUCUCUUCGGUGUCUUUGAGGGGUGUAACCGUAUUAAAAAGGCUUCUUGGAAGCUGAACUUUUUAUCCCUCAGUUUGCCUUAAUUAGGGUACCAAGAUGACAGCUUGUCAAUAAAACUGUACAAAUUGAAAAAAGCACAUUUUAGAUCAGUCUAUAAUUUUGUGAUGUAGCUUUGCCCAGGAUCAUGUUAGAUGUUGCAGAUAGGAAAGAGUUGGUGUUUAUCUGUUUGUUUGUUUUUGGUCUUCGUAUAUCCAUCUCGUUUAAUUAGAUUUUGCUAGUUAAGCACUCAUUGUCGAUACAGUGAAGCGUGAGCAUCACUGAACUUCUCUGUGUCUCCAGUUUGAUGAAUUAACCUGCUCCAAGGUGUAGCCAAGUUAGGCGUGAUUAAUAAGGGAUUAGAUGGACACACACUUGCUUUGCCCUUUCUCCUAAAAGAGUGGGGUGAGAAUACGAAGUAGAUGAGAGCUUGAUAAACAUCUUAAGCCAUUUGUGGAAAGGUCAGACUUCAGCCAGUGGAAAAUUCCCUUCUGCCUUUGGGAAGCCAGUAACAACCACAGGAGGAUUUGAGCUCUGUGAUAUGAAGUUACUGCCUUCAGCAGCACCAACUCAAUUACCUAAAAUACAGAGGAACAAAAUUUACAAGGGAAAUCGCACUGAUGCUGCACACAAUAGCUUGUUUAAACUUCCUGGAGUAUUCUGUUUUCUUUCUAUCAUCACUCAUUUGGGAGUUUUUAGGGGUUACAAGGUGUGAAAUAAAUUCACUUAAGAAGUACAUUCCCAAGCAUCUGUACAGUCUCCUCAGUACCACUUUCUCCAAGUUGACUGAAAGUUAGUUUCUUUUCUGGGUCCCUGUGUCUUGUCUGUCUGUUCAGAGUUGAAUUUCUUCUGGUUUUCCUCUAGAAUUAAAAUAGAGGCUUCUCUACUA